AUGGGACGGCAACGAUCUAAACGGGCAUCCAGUGCCGACAUGCCAGAAGAAGAUGAUGUUCUAAGUCCUAUCUCCUGUGAGGUAUGCAGGCAGCGGAAAUGCAAGUGCGAUCGCAGACUCCCGCAUUGCACUCAAUGCUCCAACGAAUCAUCAAAAUGCAAAUAUCCUGAAAGCGGCAAGAGAGGCUUGCCUCUCGGAUAUCUAAAUCAAUUAGAGCAAAGACUUGCAGAGACUGAGUCGGCCCUUUAUGGUGCUCUCAUGACAUUGAGCUCAAUGGGACCAACUACUACUUUGCUCCAAGCCACCACGAAGCCGGAUUCGCUACAAAAAUCGAAAGCUGCACGAAUGGACGAAUGGUCGCGAUUGCCGCUUCGAGGUUGGCCCGACAUAUACCACUGGAAGGCAUCCAUGUGCGAACAAUUUACGCUCAACCGGUCACAAGAGGUACCGCUCGUGAAUCAUUCGACAGCUAGUCAGGCCAUUUCAGCUUCGCCUGCUUCUACUACCAUCCACAGUCACAGCCCUCAAGGUGAAUUAGAAACUUCGGGGCCGGCUAGCUUUGCGUGGCACCCAGGAGAAGAUGUCAACAUGAGCAGUCCCUAUAAUGUCUAUCUUCGACCCCCCGGGAUGGUUUCUUCUCCGGUAUAUUCAAGGGACCCAGCUCCGGGUCCAGCAGAGACCAUAGUUAAUCCAUUUCCCGACUUUAGUACCGCCACUGUGACGGGUAAUAGUGGGAAAGAAGACGAGCAUUCCACAAUGGCGGACGAGUUGUCUAAAAGCAAGCCUAGUAUAUACUUCUAA
Molecule: messenger RNA, 801 nt
Organism: Aspergillus tubingensis
Lineage: Eukaryota; Fungi; Ascomycota; Eurotiomycetes; Eurotiales; Aspergillaceae
Product: Zn(II)2Cys6 transcription factor domain-containing protein
Exons: 5
Coding region: 1-801 (266 amino acids)
Biological process (GO): regulation of DNA-templated transcription
Molecular function (GO): zinc ion binding; DNA-binding transcription factor activity, RNA polymerase II-specific
Source: RefSeq, a predicted model, not a curated record